Messenger RNA from Exophiala viscosa, 1467 nucleotides. RefSeq names its product major facilitator superfamily domain-containing protein. Gene Ontology annotation, biological process: transmembrane transport. Gene Ontology annotation, molecular function: transmembrane transporter activity. Bases 1 to 1467 code for a protein of 488 amino acids. The record is from RefSeq and is a predicted model, not a curated record. The transcript is spliced from 8 exons. Lineage: Eukaryota; Fungi; Ascomycota; Eurotiomycetes; Chaetothyriales; Herpotrichiellaceae.
AUGGCGACUGGAGUCGACCCUGAGCAACAACAUGUCGCGGCUCAGCCAAAGGACCGACGGCUUUUCGGCUUCAAAGGACCGCACUACUCGAAUCCAAUGGUGCAGAUCGUCGUCGUUAGCAUCAUCUUGUUCCUGAACCCUGGUAUGUACAAUGCAUUAUCAGGCCUCGGAGGUGCUGGCCAAGUCGACGCCACUGCUCAAAACAAUGCCGGUAUCGCCCUACAUACAACCUUUGCGGUCAUCGGAUUCGUGGUGGGAAUUGCCCACAACUACCUAGGCACAAAGUGGACAAUGGCCAUUGGAGGUCUCGGGUACUGUGUCUACUCGGCCGCAUUCCUAUGCUACAACCACACUAAGAACCAGGGAUUCGUCAUCUUCUCCGGCGCCCUACUCGGCUUCUGUGCUGCGUUUCUGUGGUGCGCACAAGGUGUCGUGAUGAUGUCGUACCCUGUCGAAUCUCAGCGAGGUCGUGCCAUCUCCAUAACUUGGCUUUUAUUCAACCUGGGAGCGGUCAUCGGCGCUGCCGUCUCUCUAGGCGAGAACUGGAGUGUCAAGGCUGGCCACGUCACGGACGGAACUUACGUUGCGUUCAUCGUCCUCGAGGCCACUGGUGCCUUGCUCUGUUGUUUCUUGACUCCCAGCGACAAGAUCAUCCGGAAAGACGGAACAAGGGUACAAAAGAUCGUGCACCCUGGGCUGAAAUCUGAUAUUGUUGGCCUCUAUAAGACCCUGGUGACAGAUCCUUGGAUCGUCCUGCUCUUCCCAAUGUUCUUUGCAUCCAAUUAUUUCUACACCUAUCAGUUCAACGAUGUCAACGCAUAUUAUUUCUCCACCAGAACACGGGCAUUCAACAACGUCUUCUACUGGAUUGCGCAGAUCAUCGGUGCCGGUGUCUUCGGCCUUUUCCUCGAUUGGACACGAUUCACUCGACGCACUCGGACACUCAUGGCCUGGGCCAUUUUGUUUGUUCUCGUCAUGGCGAUCUGGGGAGGUGGCUACAAGUUCCUCCUAAAAACCAACCGUCAUGUCACGGGCCCUGAGAUGGAUCUUUUCGACACAGAUUACAUUUGGUAUCUCAUUCUCUACAUGUGCUACGGCCUCCUAGAUUCACUGUGGCAAGUCUUCUGCUAUUACACCAUGGGAGCCAUGACAAAUGACCCCUUCAAACUCGCCUACUAUGUUGGCUUUUACAAGUCAAUUCAAGCAGUUGGAGCAACGACCAUUUCCAAAUUGGAUGCGGAAAAAGUGUCUUUUCACAUCAAUUUUGGAACGAGCUGGGGCUUGAUGGCGGGCGCUAUGAUCGUUGCGUUGCCACUAUACUACUGGCGUCUGCAUAAUACCGAGGUUAUGGAGGCUGACCUGAUUACGCCUGGAGUCACAGUGGAACCAGACGAGAGCAUUGUGAGUGGCAAAGACAAAGCUGAAGGUAGCACAACGGUCAAUGAGAAGACUCCCCAGGCAGAAUGA